This is a messenger RNA of Ilyonectria robusta, 924 nucleotides long. Its product is annotated as NAD binding domain of 6-phosphogluconate dehydrogenase-domain-containing protein. The transcript has 2 exons. Gene Ontology annotation, molecular function: oxidoreductase activity, acting on the CH-OH group of donors, NAD or NADP as acceptor; NAD binding; NADP binding. The coding region runs from base 1 to 924 and encodes 307 amino acids. The record is from RefSeq and is a predicted model, not a curated record. Lineage: Eukaryota; Fungi; Ascomycota; Sordariomycetes; Hypocreales; Nectriaceae.
AUGGCUCCCACGCUUCUGUGGAUCGGCCUGGGUAAUAUGGGCAGGGGAAUGAGCAGAAACAUUGUCCAAAAGGGUAAUCUCGACUCUCCCCUCCUAGUCUACAACCGUUCAACCAAGCGGACUGUGGAGUUUACCAGCACUCUGCCUGGGGGGAAGGCCGAGGUAGUCGAGUCCGUGGCUGACGGCGUUUCGCGCGCCGAUGUCAUCUUCUCAUGCAUUGCCAACGACGAGGCAGUCCAGGAGCUCUACAAGACGAUCCUCGAAGUCGACAUCACCGGCAAGCUCUUCAUUGAGAGCUCUACCAUCCACCCAGACACAACCGAGGCUAUCGCCAAGGAAGUGGUGGCUCGGGGCGCUGAGUUCGUCGCUGCGCCCGUCUUCGGUGCCCCCGCUAUGGCUGAUGCUGGACAACUCGUCGGUGUGCUCGCGGGGCCGCGAGCCAGCGUCGCCCGCGCUAAGCCGUGGUUCACGGGUGUCACAUCGCGUGGCGAGAUCGACCUGAGCGACGAGCCGUACGGCAAGGCGCUAACUCUCAAAGUACUGGGCAACACUUUUAUCCUCAACAUGGUGGAGCAAUUGGCAGAGGCGCACGUGGUUGCUGAGAAGUCUGGUCUGGGGACCGACGCCAUCCAGAAAUUCGUUGAUGCCAUCUUCCCGGGGCCAUACGCGGCGUACAGCACGCGGAUGCGCACUGGUGACUACUAUAAACGGGAAGAACCGCUAUUUGCAGUGGAUCUGGCCCGCAAGGAUGCUCGGCAUGCGCUGAGCCUGGCCGAAGCUGCUGGGGCAAGGUUGCGGAACGUAGAGACGGCAGAUGCACAUCUGGCGCAGCUGAAGGAGCACGCUGGUCCAUCGGGAGACAUUGCCGGGAUUUACGGGGCUGCGAGGAAGGAGGCGGGUCUCAAGUUUGAAAAUGAAGCCUGA